AUUGACACAUUUUCUGUCCACACAGGAGCAGCACAGAGCACCCUUCAGGAUAUCAAAGUACCUGAAUAUGGAGGGGGUUAUGCAUACAAAUCUCUCUCCCCAGCCACACGCAACAGAUACAUUUAUUGGCGAGUGUGUCACGACGUAGUGGAGCUAUGGGAGGAAAGUCUAGACCAUGACUUUGUUCACAACCAUGUUCAACUCAGAUUUGCCGACACUCCUGUGCUCGAGGGUUUGAGCGUACACGAAACUCGCCAGUAUGUUUACAUCCUUUUGGCAACGGUGUCCUCAGUCCACCGCAUUCGUUUGCCGCAUCCUACGUCAACACAGGCCACGAAGAGCAAGCCAUAUUCUAUCCUCAGUGAGCUGACAUUCCAGACUCUGAAGGAAUACCACAAUUUACACAUCCUAAACAGCAGUGCAGUAGGUGCAGGCGAGGGUCUUCCCCACACAGCAGGCACUCACCUCCUGGCAGGUGAGGGGGGGGAUGCGGUAUUUGUGCUGGGACAGACCGGCGGAACUCUGCUUGUUGUCAAGAUGUAUGACUUGCCAUACUCUGUGUUUACGGAGACCAUCAAGAAUGCCUCGCUCAUGAACAGGCUUUUCACUGGUUUUGUGCCAGGGAUGUUCAGGGGCUUGGAAGGCUGUGAAACGGUGACCAGCCUAGUGGUUCAGGAGAUAGCUGGUGAUGUGGUAGCAAUAGGAAUCUGUCGUGAUGGGAAAGUACGUGCCUGGUCUUGCUCCAAGCUGCAGUGUAUUCUUGCACAUGAUACUCUUGAAAAUACUGCAGAAGCAGGCCGCAAGUUGAAUCCUGGAGCUCAGCGCCACCAAAUAAGAAGUUACGGCCAAGGGGAGGAGAGCAUCUUUGGCGUAUUCUUGAACUUCACGGAGAAACAGCUCCUUGUGGUGUAUCAGCCAACCCUAAAUUUAGGCCAGAUUAGCCUAAGUCACAUUAAAACACUUUAUCCUCCUCAGUAUGAUCUAGUUGACUUCAGUGUAACAUCAGCCUACAUAUGGACACUGUGGACUGAUGCAAAUAAUGAGACACAGUUGCUUUAUGCCCCAGUGAACAGUGGAGAGGGAUGCAAAAACCCCCCGGGGCUCUCAUCAGUGGUGUUGGAGCAGCCGCCAGAGAAAGACGUGCCCCUCACCGAUCCCUUCCUGGACCCAAGGGAAAUCUAUCUGAGAGAAUUGUUCAUGCCUAAUAGGUUUUCUGCGCAUACCUUGCGGAAAGCACUUGGGAUAUACCGAAGAAACAUGGAUAUGUCAACGUUGAUAGAUCGUGGAAUGUGGAAACUGCAAGAGGAAGUGGAGGCUGCCCUUAGGGACCAAGUGGAAGCAAGGUUGACAUCUGACCUUACUGAAGAGGAGGUGACACAGAUCACCAUAGAGGCUUGGGCAACAUUCUACUCUCAUACACUCCAGUACCAUCAGGUUGGCCACAAGCCAGUUGGAGUGAUUGGUGUAGGUGCAGACCAUCUGGUGGGUAUUGUCAGAAAGCAGGUCGUGUCAUGGGUACGGCCAAUGGAUGCCCUGGAGGUGGUUGCUUUGGCCCCUGUGGAGAGUUUGAAUGUGGCAAGUCUGGAUGGAGUGCUGAGUGAAGACACUGUGGUGAGCACUGCUGUUGUGGCUCUAGCAAAGCCUCUGCACCUGGUAAGACAGAUGGUGCCCUCAGAGGUAGCAGCUGCAUUUACUCUGGAUUUGUAUCAUCUUCAGCCUCCAGACCAAGUUGGCAAUUCCAUUACUACUUCACUUCUUGCAGAUAAUGCUACCCUGGCCACCAGCUUGGCUCAACAACUAGCAAGUGUUUCUGGUUUAGUACCAGGAUUAUGGGCAUAUUUGCAUGCUCUUCAGUUAGACAUGGGAAUGCCUGAUGCCCUGACACUAGAAAAUGGAAGCAUGUGUGUGCCAGAGACACUGUCUGGUGUUCUUUGUGGACAUGCAGGAGCUGCUAUAGUUAGUGCUGUUGUGGCUCAGAUUGCAAAAGGAAGGCUAGAACUUUGCAGGGACUUGCUGCUGCUCCAACAGGUGGCACUUCAACUAGGCCACCAGUGCCGUCUGACGCCAGAAGCCUCAGCUCAGUUACGGUCAACAUUGCUCCCAAAGACUACACUUCUCACUCAGGCAUACUUUGCAUUAUUGCACGUGUCAACCACAGCAGCCAUUCAUCCCAGCCAAGGGACAGUAGAAGUAGCCAAGCGACAGUUAGCGGCCCUGUCCCUAAAUGAUGGUCCCAGUGGGCUCCAAAUGCCACCAAAUCCUGGCCGUCCAGCCACUGUCCUUGAACUGUACUUCCUUGGCAGUGGAGGGGACCAGGCACGUUCCCUCAUAGCUCCUUCUGUUGGAGGGGCUUCAGAAGACGCCAGCAGUAAUGUUGAUGGUGGUUGGGCACAGCUCUUGAUGCCAUUGUCAACGACAUUAGCUCAGCUGGCAUGGCCCAUAAGUCGUUGCCUCAUGUUGGUCGAAUGGCUGGUAUGGGGCGGGCAACAUGGAGCUGUUCAAGAGUAUGUCAGGCUUCUCCAGCCGUGGUGUGAAUGGAACAGCUGUUCAAGAAAGUUUUUGUUGGGUGUUGCACUAUUAAACCAAGGAGAGGCUACGAAAGCUGCACAGUUGCUUGUGGCAGCCUUGGAAGGGGUUGUAACAGAAGAUUACUUAGGUGUGAAAGUAGCAGGCGGUGCAGUCGAUACCCCUGCAGACCAGCUACGCGUCAUGUACUGCUUGCGUGUGAUUCGUUUGCUGGAGCAGAGUGGACAGCCUGCGCUUGCUCUACAGGUCGCCCAAGAAGGUGUUGCUAUGGCUUCCUGUGACCAUCAAUCUAUGUCUGCACUUUAUUCUGUCAUUUUUAAGCAUCACCUAGAGUUACAGCACCAUGAUGAAGCAUUUACAGCCCUGUUAGCCUGCCCUGAUCAGCAUCGCAGAAGAAACUGUCUGCGUCAGCUCAUUGUUUCACUUCACGAACGCAAAUGCCUAACCACCUUAGUCAACUACCAGUAUGGCAGUCUUGAGGCAGAUGUAAUUAACAUCCUGGAGAGUCGUGCUCGAUCAGCUGACAUACUUGUUAACAAUUAUUAUGAUCUCCUGUACGCCUUCCACAUCUCUAAGCACAAUUACAAGAAAGCUGCGAGUGUCAUGUACGAAUGUGCUCUGCGCCUGAAUAUUGAGGGCGUUGGAGAGAAGGGACUCCAACAGCAGGCGAAGUGUUAUCUUGCUUGCCUCAACUGCCUCCGUCAUAUUCCAUCUGAGCAAGCAUGGAUUAUCAAACCAUUGCCAAAGUCGGGAGAGGACGAAGCGGAUCAAGAAAUGGCAACCAGAAAGUCAAGUUCUAUCAGUCCAAAGCGAAGCAGUGACGGAGAGUCUGUAGCCCCCCCACUCAGUCGCCGCCGCCCACAAGUCAAGGUUUUAGAGUUGCCGCACAUUGAGAGAGAGUAUGAGUUAGUGCAUGCCAGGCUCAAGAUUGUUAAGACACAGCCUGAUGCCUCAGCUUCAGGUGGCCCACUUAGUGCAGCAGACACCAUUAGUUUGCUAACCCAUGGCAGGCUUUUCACCGAGGCAGUUCGACUUGCCAGACUUUUUGAACAACCCAUUGCUCCUAUCCUUCAAGGGUUAGCCCACACCUGUAUACAUCCUCAGAAUACUCUCAAUAAAGCCACGGCACAAGAUGAGAAUGGAAUUUUAAGGGAAAGUGAAGAAUCCCAGAUGUGGUGGAACCUUCUCCGAGAAUUGGUGGAAGGAGAGGAACAGUCCAAUCAAACUGUUCUUCAUAAUGCCGUGACAUCUGUGCUCCUCCAACACUCUACAACGUUGCCCACUUGGCUAGUCAACUCUUACAUGGUUCGAAAUUGUGGCGAGCUUCUACGGUUGUAUGUUGGCCACGGCCUCUUAGAAGAAGCAGUAAAAGUUGCUUGCCAGUACAUUGAUGGUGUUUUAGGUCAUGGAACAGAACAGGUUGGUUUGCCAAAUGCUUUGCAUGCAGGGGCUGCUCCAGUGUGGCUUCCAUAUACAGCCCUUGAUAAACUGCUGUUAGAACUGAGAGAAGUGCAGCAGGACAUACACUUUGCAAAGAGCCCCACAGCUGGGAGACACCUUAGGUGCCUGGCCAUGAGUCAGAUAAUACCCCGGCAGUAG
This is a messenger RNA of Penaeus indicus, 4125 nucleotides long. RefSeq names its product nuclear pore complex protein Nup160-like (gene Nup160). The record is from RefSeq and is a predicted model, not a curated record. Gene Ontology annotation, cellular component: nuclear pore. Gene Ontology annotation, molecular function: structural constituent of nuclear pore. Lineage: Eukaryota; Metazoa; Arthropoda; Malacostraca; Decapoda; Penaeidae. The annotation marks the transcript as partial. The transcript has 20 exons.